UAAAAGAACAACGAACCAUCUUGACAACUGCACCAAGCUUGUCAACGAGCAACGAUAUUCCUAUAAGGGCGUCGUCCAACCUAAAUAGGUCGGCCGGCAAGAGGAUUUCAUAUCGCUCCUAAACGUGGAAAGGGGACCCCGAAAGACGGGGGUUUAUAUCAUCGGGACGGCAGAUGUCAGGAUGCCGGAACAGAGCAAUGACUAUCGUGUCGUCGUGUUUGGAGCGGGUGGCGUUGGCAAGAGUUCUCUCGUCCUGCGCUUCGUGAAAGGAACCUUUCGUGAGUCCUAUAUACCAACCAUCGAAGAUACUUACAGACAGGUGAUAAGCUGCAACAAAAACAUAUGCACGCUUCAAAUUACGGACACAACCGGCUCCCAUCAGUUUCCUGCGAUGCAACGACUUUCCAUAAGUAAGGGUCACGCCUUCAUCCUGGUAUAUUCGGUAUGCUCACGGCAAAGUUUCGAAGAGCUACGACCGAUUUGGGCUGUAAUAAGGGAGCUGAAGGGUCAAGAAAUCUCACAGAUACCGAUAAUGCUGGUUGGUAAUAAAUGUGAUGAGAGUCCUUCGGUACGCGAAAUUCCGAUGAGCGAGGGUGCAGCGGAAGCGGCCAAUUGGGGCUGUGGUUUCUUGGAGACAUCCGCUAAAACUAAUCACAACGUUAAUGCGCUAUUUCGGGAUCUUCUUACUCUUGAGAAGAAUCGUUCGGUUUCCUUACAGCCGGUGGAAAGUCACAAUGCGAUAAGCCUGAAGGAGAAAUGCGCGGUCAUGUAAUAAUUUCGCUAUAUAUAUUCGUUAUUAUUAUUAUUAUCGAUUAUCUUGAUACAUUUUUACUCAAUCCCAACGACUCCAUGCCCAACAAACAAACACGAACAUCAUCAUCGUCAUCAUCAUCAUUCUCUUUUUUCUCAUAUUUAAACUGCGAUAAUUUCAUCUUUUAAAACGCGAUACAGAGAGAGAAUAUUUUCGGUGAUAACAAGUCGUCGAAUUCCAUUUUGGUAUUAAUUAUCUUCCAAUCGGGCGAUCGGAUUUUACACGAAACCUUUUCCAAUCGACCAAUGCAACAUCUAUCUUUCUUUCACCCUGUCCUCUCUCUCUCUUUCUCUCUCUCUCUCUCUAUCUAUCUAUUUAUCUCUCUCUCUCUCUCUCUUUUUCAUUGUCUAUUCAAAGAUUAUUAUCCCUUUAUUUCCAUAUAAUUUAGAAUUCUCUAAACCAAAAUCUAAUACGAGCUUAAUAAUCGUGAGGGACGCAAUUAUGAAAAUAAAAUUAGUAAUACCUUCGUCGAUAAUGAAAAUCGACAUUUUAUGUAUUAUGAUUCUCUCUCUCACAAUCAGUAUUCCUACAUGUGAGUAAUGCGAGCAUAGAAAAGAACACAUUUCUGUCUCUUAUUUAUUAUUAUUAUUAUUAAUAUUCUUCUUCUUCUUCUUCAUCGAUUUCUUUCUGCUUCUUUUUUUUUUAUAAAAAAUGAUGAAAAAAAAAGGAAUAAAAAAGAAAUAAAGAAUGAAAGAGGGAUGAUAAGAGAUGAUGAGAGACCGAAUUGAUGAUUUGGAAGAAGAAGAAGAAGAAGAAGAAGAAGAAGGAAGAAAGGGAUUAGAGUGGAACAAAUAUAUAUAAUGUUUGUAUGGAAAAGAGGGUGAUGACAAGUAAAUAGAUAAGAGUUGUUAACGAGAUUCCUUUUUGUUAAAUAGUUGUAAGAUUUUUGUAACGACGUGGCUACUUAGAAUUUAUUAUUACGUCACGUUGAAAGUAUAUUAGAAAGAGAAGAGAGAUAUUUCGCGGAAAUAUGCACGUGUACAUAAACAAAUUCAUACAUACAUACAUACAUGCAUGCAUGCAACAAUACAAACAUACAUAUAUACAUGGAUAUAUAAAAAUAGAUACUCAAUGUGAGCGUUAGAAUGAACGUAUGAUAUUUAAUGCGACAACAAAAAAUGAGAAAGACACAUAUACGGAAACCGUGAUACGAGUUAUCUAAUCGCCGUCGAAGCUGUUGUGAUCAUUAGAAUUACGUGCGAAAAUAUGUUUUUCUAUGCUUGCUGUUUUUCGUCCUUUUUCCUUAUAUAUAUAUACAUAAAUAUACAUACGUAAGUAAAUACAUAUUCAUUACAAAUACAUUUGAUGCGACGAGAUACGCGAACUUACGAUGAAACGAUCAUCAUUUUCAUUAUUAUUAUUAUCAUUGUCGUGAUCAUAAUCAUGCAUCAUUAUUGUCAUCGUUUUUAUCUUUAUUUCCUGUGGAUUAUCUUAGAUAAAAAACAAAACUGUACAGACCGAGUUCGGAAAAGUAAAAGUUGUCGAAGCAAACAAGGAUGGUUUUAACAAAAGGGAGAAAAGAGAUGUGUAUCUUACUUUCGUCGAUCUAAUGCACGAUCGAACCCACGCUUCGUAGGUUAUUAUUUUUUAUCUGUAAAAAUAGAUCUCUCGUAGCUGUCACCUUGACAUUUUAUCGUGAGUUUCACGGGAAAACGUGGGUGACGGAUUUUCUUUUGUCAAGAGAGAAUCCUAAAAGAAUGCACAUGCGCGAAUGAGAAAGAAAGAGACCAAGAGAGAGAGA
Polistes canadensis is the source of this 2552-nucleotide messenger RNA. Its product is annotated as GTP-binding protein Di-Ras2. The transcript is spliced from 4 exons. Gene Ontology annotation, biological process: signal transduction. Gene Ontology annotation, cellular component: plasma membrane. NCBI's taxonomy places the organism in Eukaryota, Metazoa, Arthropoda, Insecta, Hymenoptera, Vespidae. The record is from RefSeq and is a predicted model, not a curated record. Gene Ontology annotation, molecular function: GTPase activity; GDP binding; GTP binding. The coding region runs from base 182 to 772 and encodes 196 amino acids.